This is a messenger RNA of Closterium sp. NIES-67, 497 nucleotides long. The record is from the annotation of a GenBank genome assembly. NCBI's taxonomy places the organism in Eukaryota, Viridiplantae, Streptophyta, Zygnematophyceae, Desmidiales, Closteriaceae.
GCGACAACUUUGGAUGGCACAACUGUAUGUCGUCCGAUGGAUCGCAUCAACGGCUGCCGACACGCCGACCGACAUCGACAAACUCUGCGCAGCUGUACCAGAUGAUUUGGCAACAGUGAUUCGGAAGCACACCGACAUUUUUCCAGACAACCUACUGGCGGGAUUGCCACCUCAGCGGCCGCAUGACCACAAAAUCGAGCUUGACCUUGGUGCGCAGCCUACUGUUCGGACCCAAUGGCGGCUGACCCAGCCCGAGUUAGAUGAACUUCGACGCCAGCUGGACUACCUACUGAAGAAAAGUUUCGUCCGCCCCAGUACAUCACCAUUUGCAGACGAAGAAAGAUGGCGGUCUACGUAUGUGUGUCGACUACCGCGUCUUGAAUCGGAUUACCAUCAAGUCUUGCUACCCCAUUCCACGUGCAGACGACCUCAUCGACCAGCUUCGCAGGGCCAGAUUUUUUCCGAAGAUUGACCUGCGAGGCGGUUACCACCAACAU